AUGGCAUGCAACAAGAAAGCUGCUCUGGUCGGCUUGUUAUAUCUGGUCCUAGUUGCCAUGGUUAAUGUUGUGAGUGGCUCGGAAGAGGAGUCUACCUCUCAGAAAGAGAUUAAGACUCUGUGUGAACCCACUGAUUAUCGUGAAACUUGCGAGCAAGCCUUGGUGAAUUCGCAUACCGACUCAGAAGACCCACGUGAGUUAAUGAAGGCAGGAUUCCAUGCUGCUAUUGAGCAUCUCAAAUCGGUCAUUGGAAAUUCCACCACUAUGAAAGAAGCUGCCUCUGACCCUUUGGUGAAGAAGGCACUUGAUGAUUGCAACGAGCUCAUGGAUUACGCAAUUGAUGAUCUUUUAUUAUCGUUUGAUAAAAUUACCGAUAAUUUUGAUUACAAUAAAAUGAAUGAUUAUACUGAGAAUCUUAAGAUUUGGUUGAGUGGUGCAUUGACGUAUCAAGAAACAUGUUUGGACGGGUUUGAGAAUGUUACCGGUGAUACUGGUGAAAAGAUGCAGAAUUUGUUGAAGAUAUCGAAGGAAAUGACCGCUAAUGGGAUUGGGAUGGUGGGUGAGCUUACAUCCAUUGUCACCUCUCUUUGGGAAGGGUUGGGGCUGCCAUCGAUAGGGCUAGGGCGAGUUCUCAAAGAAGAGGAAGAGCCAUCUUGGGUCAAUGACAGACGGGGGCUUCUCCAAUCUACUGGGGUCAACAUCAAAGCGAAUGUGGUAGUGGCUAAAGAUGGAAGUGGAAAGUACAAGACAAUAACCGAAGCCCUUCAAGAGGUCCCAAAGAAGAGCAAUACAACCUUUAUCAUUUAUAUCAAGGAAGGAGUUUACGAAGAGCAAGUAAUGGUCGACAAAAAAAUGACCUAUGUCAUGAUGAUUGGAGAUGGCCCGACUAAGACCAAGAUCACUGCUAGAGAAAACUUUGUUGAUGGAACAUCCACAUUCAAAACUGCUACCGUUUCGGUGAUUGGAACCAACUUCAUCGGAAAAGACUUGUGGUUCGAGAACUCAGCUGGGGCUGCAAAGCAUCAAGCUGUUGCACUCCGAGUUCAAUCUGACAUGUCAAUCUUCUAUAACUGUCGAAUGGACGGCUAUCAAGAUACUCUCUACACUCAUGCCCACCGUCAGUUCUAUCGAGACUGCACCAUCACAGGUACCAUCGACUUCAUCUUUGGCAAUGCUGCUGUCGUGUUCCAAAAUUGUAAGAUCUUCGUGAGGAAACCAAUGGACAAUCAGAAAUGCAUUGUCACCGCCCAAGGUCGAACCGAGAAGAAAGAGCCUACCGGUAUAAUCCUCCAAAACUGCGUCAUCUCUUCCGACCCUGACUACUUCCCCGUCCGCCAUACCAACAAGGCCUACCUUGGCCGCCCAUGGAAGCAAUAUUCAAGAACCAUUAUCAUGCAAUCCCAAAUCGAUGACUUGAUCCAGCCCGAAGGAUGGCUUCCAUGGACAGGCGAUUUUGCUCUCAAUACUCUAUUUUACUCCGAGUUCGAAAAUAGAGGACCCGGUGCAGCAACCCAAAAUCGGGUCAAGUGGAGGGGAGUUAAACAAAUCACAGCAAAGCACGCCCUUGAUUUCACUCCUGGAUUGUUUAUUCGUGGUAAUCCUUGGAUCAAGCACACUGGAGUACCGUACACUUCCGGCAUGAUGGCAGUAUAAAUCUACAUAGAGAGAAGUUUAA
Cucurbita maxima (winter squash) is the source of this 1675-nucleotide messenger RNA. Its product is annotated as pectinesterase-like. Bases 1 to 1653 code for a protein of 550 amino acids. The transcript is spliced from 2 exons. Gene Ontology annotation, molecular function: pectinesterase inhibitor activity; pectinesterase activity. Lineage: Eukaryota; Viridiplantae; Streptophyta; Magnoliopsida; Cucurbitales; Cucurbitaceae. The record is from RefSeq and is a predicted model, not a curated record. Gene Ontology annotation, biological process: cell wall modification.